Molecule: messenger RNA, 2589 nt
Organism: Gymnogyps californianus (California condor)
Lineage: Eukaryota; Metazoa; Chordata; Aves; Accipitriformes; Cathartidae
Gene: KHDRBS1
Product: KH RNA binding domain containing, signal transduction associated 1
Exons: 9
Coding region: 33-1331 (432 amino acids)
Biological process (GO): regulation of alternative mRNA splicing, via spliceosome
Cellular component (GO): nucleus
Molecular function (GO): mRNA binding; poly(A) binding
Source: RefSeq, a predicted model, not a curated record
CGCCCGCCCCGCCGCCGCCCGCCCCCCUCCCCAUGCAGCGCCGCGACGACCCCGCCGCCCGCCUGGGCCGGGGGCCGGGCCCCGGCGGCGCCCGGCAAGGAGCUCCCCCGCCUCGGCGGCCGCCCCGUGGCGGGGGGGGCCGCGGGGCCGCCACCGGGGCGCAGCCGCCGCCGCUCCUGCCGCCCAGCGCCACGGCCGCCGCCUCGGCCGCUCAGGCCCCCGCCGCCGCCCCCACCCCGCUGCUGCCCGGGGCCGCUGUCAAGAUGGAGCCCGAGAACAAGUACCUGCCCGAGCUGAUGGCCGAGAAGGACAGCCUCGACCCGUCCUUCACGCACGCCAUGCAGCUCCUCACAGCAGAAAUUGAAAAAAUUCAGAAGGGUGAAACAACAAAGAAGGAUGAGGAAGAGAACUACCUGGAUUUAUUUUCCCACAAGAAUAUGAAACUGAAAGAACGAGUUCUGAUACCUGUCAAACAGUACCCCAAGUUCAACUUUGUUGGAAAGAUUCUGGGACCUCAAGGCAACACCAUCAAGAGACUUCAGGAAGAAACUGGUGCUAAGAUAUCUGUGCUUGGGAAGGGUUCAAUGCGAGAUAAAGCAAAGGAGGAAGAACUGCGUAAAGGGGGAGAUCCUAAAUAUGCUCAUCUAAAUAUGGAUUUGCAUGUCUUCAUUGAAGUUUUUGGACCCCCCUGUGAAGCGUAUGCUCUGAUGGCUCACGCCAUGGAAGAAGUCAAGAAGUUCCUUGUUCCAGAUAUGAUGGAUGAUAUCUGUCAGGAGCAAUUCUUGGAGCUCUCCUAUCUGAACGGUGUACCGGAGCCAACUCGUGGCCGAGGAGUCCCUGUGCGGGGAAGGGGAGCAGCUCCACCACCGCCUCCACCGGUUCCAAGGGGGCGUGGUGUUGGUCCUCCCCCUCCUCCUCCUCCUCCUCGGGGGGCCCUUGUGCGAGGAGCCCCGGUGCGGGGUGCCAUUGCCAGGGGAGCUGCUGUAGCCCGUGGAGUACCUCCUCCCCCAGCAGUACGGGGUGCUCCUGCACCCAGAGCACGUGCAGCCGGCAUUCAGAGAAUACCGCUUCCUCCUCCUCCCGCGCCAGAAACCUAUGAGGAAUAUGGCUAUGAUGAUGCAUAUGCAGACCAGAGCUAUGAGGGGUAUGAAGGCUACUACAGCCAGGGCCAAGGGGACACAGAAUACUAUGAUUAUGGACACGGGGAGGCACAGGAAACCUAUGAAGCUUAUGGGCAAGAUGACUGGAACGGAACCAGGCCCUCCCUGAAGGCCCCGCCGGCCAGGCCAGUGAAGGGGGCCUACAGAGAGCACCCAUACGGACGUUAUUAAAAAACAAACAUGAGGGAAAAAUAUCAGUUAUGAGCAAACAGUUGUUACUGAUUCUUGUAUCUCCCGGGAUUCCCGUUGCUUUACCCACACCAGACAAGUAAUUGUCUAACUGUUUUUCUUCGUGGCCCUUUUUCUCCCACUCCAUCCUCACCCUGCAUUCUGGCUUCUGUACGUAGUAUUUUAAAAUGAGUUAAAUAGAUUUAGAGGACCGACUUUAAUUUUUUUUUUUUAAGUGUGUAGAUGGCUUUUCUUUCUUUGUUGUUUAGAUAAACACAACUGUACCUUUUUUAAUAAAAAAAAAAGUUGAGUUAAAAAUGUUAGUUUCAAAAGUGACAUGCUUUGCUUAGCAGUUAUGAAAUUAAGGUUUUGUUAACCUUUCAAGUUUGGUUUUAAGGAACCCAUAAAAGUUGUAGUUGCAGAAUCCCAAAGUAGGCUACAUUUCAAAAUUCAGGGCUGUUUUUAAGAAUUAAAAUCAUAAUGUAACGGUAGUAGCUGCCACCGUUUAAAAGUAACCUCAGAUGUCAAACUUUCCUUAAAAGCAGAUUGCUGGUGAAUCUUAAGUUUAAAUUUUAAUACGAAGGAUCCUCAAACAAAUUAAAUAGCAUUUUUUAAAGGUAAUUGACUUAAAAGAAAAAAAAUUAGGUUUGUAAAAUUGACUUUUCUUAUGUGGGUUUUGAAAUCUAGCCCCGAACAUGCGGUGUUGAGAGAUGCUUGGGAAGCAGAUUUUCCAGUGUAAAGGGGUUCUUAGUUUGGUUCUAUAUGAAGAACUUUUAAGGGAAAAACAAAUUAAAGCAUGGCUCUAAUUGCCCAGUGUUUGAUAUUAGAAAACAGAGUGUUACGUGAGUAGGUCUGAACUCUGUAAAAUUACAGUCUUCUCAUUUUUAUAGUGCUUGGGGCAGAUAAUACAGUGCAAGUUUAAAACUGACAGAAUUGUCAAUAUUAGCAAUCCCAUUGACUUGUUCAAGUGUAUCUCAACACUAGCUUUGCAUAAAAAGGGACACUGCAGCUGAAAAAAUGAGGAAAAAUUUCACUUUGUACAUAGGAUAAAGUCCUAAUUGGAUUUGUACACUGUCCUCCCACUCUGUUCUUGAAGAUUAAAUGCUACAUGUGUAAGUCUGCCUAAAUAGGUAGCUAAAACUUGUCAAAAUGUCUGCCGCAGUUUGUCAAUAAAGUUUAGUCCUUUUUUAAUCAAAGUAAAUGUGAUGAAUUGUCAUUUUUUUUGUUGAGCAAUAAAAUAGCUAUUUUUUUUCAAAUAAAU